Molecule: messenger RNA, 1305 nt
Organism: Penicillium samsonianum
Lineage: Eukaryota; Fungi; Ascomycota; Eurotiomycetes; Eurotiales; Aspergillaceae
Exons: 3
Coding region: 1-1305 (434 amino acids)
Source: RefSeq, a predicted model, not a curated record
AUGCUUCCACUGUUCUUGAUAUGUUCUCUGCUAGCACAGCAGACCCUAGCAUUUCCUAGUCAAUACAGGGUCAACGAAAAACCCCUGCCAUAUCUCCUCCGUGCUGGCAGGGACCCUCGCGGUGGGAGCUACCAGAUCUCCAGCGCUGUACAAAAUGGAACUAGCAAGGCUCGAUUCGACAUCCCAACGCCAGCAACCACGCUUGAUACAGAGACCCUUUUCAGGUUGGAUUCACCUCAGAUAGAUUCAAUCAAUGGCUCCGUGUUCGACUGGUGGUAUUUCGAUGUCGUCUCGGAGACCAACCCAGAUGAUUCCCUAGUCGUCACAUUCUUCUCCUCAUCCGCAGAAGCAUUUCCAUUCCUCGAUGCGAAUGAAACUUCGGUGCUCAAUGUUUGGUUAUGGGCUUCUUUCGCCAAUGGCACCGUCUUUGCCGAUUCUGUCCCAGCGACUGAGGCAACUGUGACUGGUGUAGACGGUGCGGGCACUAAUAGCUCUGGCGAGUGGUCCUCCACGGGCUUUAGUUGGGCUGCUCUCAGAGAAAAUCUAUCGCAGUAUGAGAUUACCAUCGCGUCUGAAAAGCUCCAGGUCGAAGGGCGGCUCACCUUGACGUCGCAAGUACCGUAUCAUCUCCCCUGUGGAAUUCAAGCGGACCGGACUGUGCUCGAGACUGCGCCUCACAUCGGAUGGGUCAAUCUCAUACCCGACGCCGUGGGUGAGGUCGAUAUGAAGAUCCAUGGGUCGACGCUGAAGUUCCGAGGGCCUGGGUACCAUGAUAAAAAUUGGUCUGAUCGAACCUUUACGGACUCUGUCCAUAGCUGGUACUGGGGCCACGGCCGUCUGGGUCCAUACUCGAUCGUAUGGUUCAGUUACCUCGCCAUUGAUGACCCAACCAACGCAGCAUAUGUGAGCAGCUACGUUGCCAAAGAUGGAGAGCUGCUCAUAUCGGCCUGUGACCCCGAUAUUCUCACUGUGAGGCCGAUCGGUAGUCCGAGGACUACUGGUGGGCGAUAUCCGCCACGCAUGGGUGAUCUACCGGAGGGAUUCCGAUUGGAAUAUGAUCUGGGAGAAUCAAAUGGGCAGUUGAAAGUUAAUGUGUCGGUGAGAACGGUGGUCGCGGGGAAUGGAAAAGAUUAUAUGCGAUGGACAGGAGACAUGGUUGGGAAGGUAAUUGAGUCUGAGAGCCAACGACUACAAGAGGCUGGCAGUGGUUCAAAAAGACAAAAGAGAGAACGUGACGUACAAUCAUCUUCAUCUUCAUCUUUCGUUGGUGUUGCGGUUUUGGAGCAAUUCGUUAUGGUGGAAUAG